AUUCAUAAAAUGAUAAUACAAUUAUUUUACAGCUUAAAUAUAAUAAGAUAGGUGAUUAAUAAAAUAACAAUAAAAUAUGAUACAAUUAUACAACUUAUACAAUAAAAAAUGGUGUUAAUAAAAUAAUAAAACAGUUUACAACUUAAAUACAAUAAAAUAAGUGAACAAAACAAUGCUUGCUUGCACUGUAGUUUAUAUCUGUUAAGUUAAUCAUUACAGUGUGUGUGCCAUGUGUCUCCUCCCAGUAGAGUAUUAGAGCUAAUCAGCUUGACUCUGCAGCUCACAUCUCCACCUCACUGGGAUGUGCUAAUCUGAAAUGACUAACAGACAGAACCGACCCGAUGUGCUCGCUGUAGCUCACCUGAGGAACUUCCUGAAGCUCUGAUAGCAAACCCUCAGUUCUGUCAUGGUGGAACCAGAACGUGGUCUUAUAAUGGUGGUGAAGCAGCACGCCCAUACCAGGUGUUGGGUGAGUGUGCUGAGCUGCCUCCUGCUCGCCUGCCUAUACGUUGGCAGUUUGUACGUCUGGAGAAGCAGCUUACCCAGGGACCAUCCCAGUGUGAUAAAGCGUCGCUGUGCCAGUGUGCUGCUGGUCGCUGCUCUGUCACCUGUAGUGGUGAAGGCCUGGAUGCACUGGGCUGAUGUCAGGGUGGAUGCGUCUGUGUGGGAGUUGAUGGGAGUUCGUUUGGAAGGUGUGGUUCCUGCAGCCGUACUGCCACUACUGCUAACCAUGGUGUUUUAUCUCGGGCCCCUGGUUCAUUCUGCGAUGGACAACACUGAAGGCUUCACCGGGGAACUGCUGUCUGCAGUGGAUGUUCAGUCGUGGAGGUUAUGUGUGGGAGAUGUAGUGUGGCUCAGGAACCAGGUGGUGGCACCAGUGACGGAGGAGCUGGUGUUCAGAGGGGCCAUGCUGCCCAUGCUGCUCCCCUGCACAGGACCCACAGCUGCCGUCUUCAUGGCUCCGCUGUUCUUCGGUGUUGCCCAUUUCCACCACAUCGUAGAGCAACGGCGCCUCCGCAAGGACAGUAUGAGUGUCAUCCUCUUGGUGUCAGGGAUGCAGUUCUUGUACACGACUGUGUUCGGUGCCUUCACUGCCUUCAUAUUCAUGAAAACUGGUCAUGUUGUGGGUCCAGUUUUGUGCCAUUCGUUCUGUAACAGUCAGGGCCUGCCUGACAUCAGCUCUGCCCUGCAACACCCUCAACGAUCAGCUCUACUCUUCUCGUAUCUGAUGGGGUUGCUUCUGUUUCUGGUGCUACUCUUCCCACUGACGGAUCCCUUCUUCUAUGGUGCCAUUCCCAUCUGCAGCCUGGUUGCCCCUGCAGCGUCUGCAUGCUAGAUUAAAUUACAUUAAAUAUACUCCCGCUCUUAAAACAUUUUUUUUUUUACGAUGGAUUUCAUUUUAUGUUGGGUUUUCAAAUAAAAAAGUAAUUUUA
Molecule: messenger RNA, 1433 nt
Organism: Sebastes umbrosus (honeycomb rockfish)
Lineage: Eukaryota; Metazoa; Chordata; Actinopteri; Perciformes; Sebastidae
Product: CAAX prenyl protease 2-like
Exons: 8
Coding region: 407-1336 (309 amino acids)
Biological process (GO): CAAX-box protein processing
Cellular component (GO): endoplasmic reticulum membrane
Molecular function (GO): metalloendopeptidase activity
Source: RefSeq, a predicted model, not a curated record